AUGGCAGCGAAACCGAACAUGGUGGAUGUUCCACUCAACAGUCCAACCGUUCCUAAAGAUCUACCGAUCGUGCCACGGGUAAAAUACGAGAGUUUAUGCUCAUUCUAAUUAUUUUUUUUCUUUAUUAAGUUUCUGUAUUGUGUUAAGAAAGUACCCUUUUAGCCUUAAACACGCCUAUUGUUUCUCGAGCUUAGCUCUCCCCAAGCCUACCCCUGCCCAUAUUAACUCUAACCAACUCUACCCCUGCCUAUUAUAGACCUAUCCUAGCCAACCCCUGCUCAUUUUCGCUUUAUUCAAGCCUGAUACUGCUCAUUUUAGUUUUAACUAAGCAUUUGCGUGCCCGUUUUAGCCAAACCUACUUCUGCCUAUUCUGGCCAUAGCAAAGCGUACCGCUGCUUAUUUUAGCUUUAGCCAAACUUAAUUCUGCCUAUUUUAGCCCUCACCAAGCCUAAUCCUGCCGUUUUUUACUUUUUUUUGUAUAUUGUAGUAGCUUGCUAUGAUAAUAUAUUAUAAAAACCACAAUUUUUGAUGUAAAAUACGGUGCUUUUUUAAAUCCAUUGCUUAUAUAUAGUUUGCUGUGUAUUUUGCCCAGUUUUUAGGUAAUAAACUUAAAUUUUAGUUGAGAUUCCGAGACUUCAAAUUUCAACAACGUCACAUUUGUGUAGCCAUAUCUGUAGCUUUUGGACUUUUAUUUUUGGGCGUUUUGGUAGGAUUAAUCAUUACAAAAACAUUUGGCAAACGAUAUGUUGAAGAUACAGCGUUUUUGAAUCAAGACAUCAGCUGGCAACACACUUGUGAGCCAAAAUGUUCUGGAAAGUAAGUUUCUUCGUUUUUUAAAUUUUAAGACUAUUUUUGAAGCUUUUUUUUGUUUUAUUUUUUCUUAAAAAAUGUAAUUUCUUAAAAAAUUACAGGAAAUACAACCUUUUCAGACGAUUUAUUGAUUUAUCAGGGUUUUCGUAGCGGGACCAUUUUGAUAUAAAGAUGGUUUAUAAAAUUAUAUGUACAAUUAUUAUAAAUCAUUAUAUUUUCUUUAUAAACCCAAAAAAAACUUUUUUUCGGUAAUUUCUUACAAUUGUACGCGUAUCAAUGUUUUCGUGGCGGGAGCAUUGGGAUAUUAACUUGCCUGAAGCAACGCCUUUUUAUUUUUUAUAAAUUGAAACUAACCCUAUCGAAAAACCUUCAAUGAUAAAUAAUGUCAUCUUCCAGAUUUGACGUCCCACCCUUACUCCUCAUUAGUCUAGACGGCUUUCGAGUGGAAUAUCUGAAGCGCCAACUAACUCCAGCCAUUUCGAAGAUUUUACAAUGUGGAAGCCACGCUACCUACAUGUAUCCAACGUUUCCGUCAAAAACGUUUCCAAAUCAUCUAGCUAUAGUAACUGGACUGUAUCCUGAAAGUCAUGGUAUUGUUGGGAGUACAUUUAUGGACUUUAACAUAUCACAAGAGCCAUUUACGCCAAAGUCAAGGGAUCCUAUCUGGUUUAAUGGGGAACCUGUAAGCUUUUUAUAGUUUUUAGUAAUUUUUAAAACUUGUUUUUAUUGUGCAACUUUUUAUUAAAUUUUCUGUUUUGGACGAAACGCCACGAAAAAUAUUGAUUUUUUUGUGAUAUGGGAACGAAUUGCCAGAAAAAGCAUUUGAAAAAAUAGCCAAAUUUUAAACUUUUUAAGUUUGAAUAUUUAAUAAAAUUAAAUUUUUCAGAUUUGGAACACAGCUAAAAAGCACGGCAAAAAGUCGGCCACCUUCUUCUGGCCCGGGUCUGAAGUUUUCAUCGGCGGAGGCAGGCCGACCUUCAUUGUGAACUACAACAGCUCGAUUGCCUUCUCAAAACGAGUUGAUCAGGUAAUAAUUUUUUAA
Messenger RNA from Bursaphelenchus okinawaensis, 1852 nucleotides. Lineage: Eukaryota; Metazoa; Nematoda; Chromadorea; Rhabditida; Aphelenchoididae. The record is from the annotation of a GenBank genome assembly.